Molecule: messenger RNA, 693 nt
Organism: Diaporthe amygdali
Lineage: Eukaryota; Fungi; Ascomycota; Sordariomycetes; Diaporthales; Diaporthaceae
Exons: 4
Coding region: 1-693 (230 amino acids)
Source: RefSeq, a predicted model, not a curated record
AUGUCAGCCACACACACACCUGCAUCCUCAUCCAUCGCAGACAGACUCAAAAAAUGGUCCAGUUGUGAUGUAUCAGAUGGCUUGUCCAAGCUCGGCCACAAGCACGGCGGCUUCCUUGAGGGCCUGCACAUGUACUCGCCAGAGUACAGGACGGGCAAGACGAAGUUCGUCGGUCAGGCCUUCACUGUCAAAUUCUCACCCAAGGAGGACAAGGACGCACCCAAGGUACAGGGUAACUAUAUCGACCAGAUCCCAAAGGACGCUGUUGUCUUCAUCUCCCAACCCGCGCCACACAUCAACGCCUGCUACGGUGGCCUGAUGUCGCUACGUGCCAAAUAUCUCGGCGCCGCUGGCGUCGUCAUCGAUGGCUCCUUGCGUGACAUUCAGGAGCAUCGCGACCUCGAGUUCCCAGUCUUCGCCAGGGGCACGGGAACCACUGCGGGAGGGGCUGUUUGCUUCCCUUCCGAGAUCAACGUGCCAGUAAAGUUGCAGUCGGCAAUCCAGGACGCUACUAUCAGCCCCGGUGACUAUAUAAUCGCUGACCAGGAUGGCGUUGUCGUUCUACCUAGCGACCUGGCCGAGGAGGUGCUCGAUCUGAUCCCUGGUAUCGCGAGCGCGGAUGAAAAAGCUGCCGAGGCUAUCCGGGGCGGCAUGUCAGUUGAAGAGGCAUUCAAGACCUUCAGGGGAAAAUGA